This is a messenger RNA of Clonostachys byssicola, 1602 nucleotides long. Lineage: Eukaryota; Fungi; Ascomycota; Sordariomycetes; Hypocreales; Bionectriaceae. The record is from the annotation of a GenBank genome assembly.
AUGGGCUUAUCAACCUCCCCUUUCGCCAAGUACUGGAAGGCGAUCAAGGAGUCAACUCCAGGAAUCUACAACCGCAAAUUGAUGUUUACCGUUUUUGUUUACGCCCUUUCAGGCAGUUCAAGAGGCUGGGAUGAAGGUUCAACCUCCGCCAUCACCCAAUUGAAAAGUUUUCAGAAACAAUUCAAUGUCUCCCCCGACAAGGACGACGAGAUUAUCUCCAAUAUCGUCUCGCUUGUCAAUCUGACUGCCGGUGUUGGCGCUCUUCUCUCCUUCCUCCUCAACGAUCGGAUCGGCCGAAGGUGGUCUCUGCGGUUAUAUCUGGCCAUUGUAGCAGUUGGUUCUCUCAUUUCUACCCUAUCUUACGGCUCAAUCGCCGCCUUAUAUGUUGGACGUCUUGUCUCUGGCUUGGGUAUCGGUGCCCUCACCGUCACCGGUCCCAUGUCGAUUGUCGAAAUCUCGCCACGACUGACACGAGGCCUGAUGACUCUCUGGUUCAACAUCGCCAUGCUGAGCAGUCAAAUGAUUGGCAUAUUUGUUGUUUAUGGGUGCAAUCGGAACAUGUCCCCGACGCUAAACCUUCAGUGGCAGACACCCUUCUUCGUGCAAACAUUCAUCCCCUUCAUUGCCACCUUCCUGUCCUUCUUCGUUGAUGAGUCGCCCCGCUGGCUUUGCAUGAAGGGCCGUGUCGAGGAAGGUUUAGAAGCCUUGGCCAACAUCCGAGGCUGUGCUCGCGAUGAGCCCCAUCUGGCGGCCGAGUUCGACAGCAUCAACGAGCCUAUUCAGCUCGAGUUGGCCGAGUAUGGAAAGGACACAUUGGUCUCAACUAUUCGCGAGACAUUCGGCAAGAGGUCGAAUCUUCGCCGUGUGCAACUAACCAUCGUUGCCUACAUUCUUGCCCAGAUGUCCGGCGCAAACUCAAUCACCAACUAUCUCCCACAGAUCUUCGGCUAUAUUGGUGUUACUGGGACUGAUGCCAAAAUCUACUCGUCCGGGUUCUACGCCCUGGCCAAGCUGGGAUGCUGCGUUCUUGCCUCGCUAUUCUUCGUCGAUGCGAUCGGUCGACGCAAGUCCUUGUUUAUUGGUAUUACUAUCCAGAUGUUCUGCCAUGUCUAUCUCGGCUCGUUCCUUAAUGUCACCGGGUCUGGCAAGUCCGUCACUCUGGGCGCCUCCGACAUGGCAAUCGCAGCAAUCUACAUUCACGCCCUUGGUUGGGCUGUUGGUCUCUACAGUUUGCCAUACCUGUUUGGCGCAGAAUUGUGGCCCAACCGAAUCCGUUCCUUUGGCGGUGCACUGUCCCAGUGCUUCCACUGGCUCUUCUUGUUCGCCAUCACAAAAGCGACGCCCUCUAUCCUUUCGUCGAUGAACAAAUGGGGCGCCUUCAUCUUUUUCGCUGUCUGGUGCUUCAUCGCUCUCAUCUACUGCUUCAUCAUGGUGCCCGAGACCAGUGGUCGCAGCCUCGAGAGCAUGAACAGGCUUUUCGAGCACCGCUGGUAUGAGAUGCGAAAGUAUGCAUAUGAGGAUAUCCCCAUUGGUAAAGCAGAUCCAGAGGUAGAGGACAAGGAUGCGGAGCGCGGCUCUGUCGAGCGCGUCGAGCGUAUUUGA